AUGACCAGGUGGUAUCAUCACUUCGUAGGGGAUCUUCUGAACUUGCAGCAGCAGCUUCCCAGAGAGGAUCACGUUAAACUUGCAAUUCCACCUGAAGUUGCCACUGUCUGUUGUGCAGUGUGUCCAGGCUACCAAUGGAAUAAACAAACAAUGGACCGGUAUGAGACUCUGAACAAGCCAGGUCAGCUCAACCCAGACACAAUAAAGGGUGGAAUUUCUGCCAUGAAGCUACUUGAAUGGGAAGUGAGCAUCUUAAAAAGAGUGAACCAUGAUCAUAUAACAGACUUGGAAGAGCUGUUUGAGACAUCAAAGCAGAUGUAUCUUGUAAUGGAGCUAUGUGAGGAUGGAGAACUUAAAAAAAUUAUUUGUAGUAAAGGACAUUUUACAGAAAAUGAGACAAGGCACAUCAUUCAGUGUCUUGCUUCAGCAAUAGCGCAUCUUCACAAAAAAGAUAUUGUUCACAGAGAUCUAAAACUGGAAAACAUUUUAGUUAAAAGCAGUGACAUCAAUGAAGCAAAUGAAAUGAAAUUAAAUAUAAAGGUAAGAUGACAAUUUUUCUUGGCUGUGAGGAGGAAUGGACCCACCGAGAGCAUGCUGCAGCCAUCAUGCAUGACACUGAUUAUUAUUUCCCCUGAAGUUACCAGUGCCUAUGACUACAGCCAAGAGUGUGACAUUUGGAGCGUAGGUGUCAUUAUGUACAUGCUGUAUCUGUUCACUGACCCUAAUUUUCUUACACCUUUUGUAGCAAGCUUAGAAGAAAAGCUUUUUGAACUAAUAAGAAAGGGAGACCUGUGCUUUAAAAAUCUGGUCUGGGAAACAUUCCCUCCGGUAUCAAAUUCAAAGCGGCAUCAGGAUUGCCAAGAAAAGAAGGGAGAACUGGACAAGUCCUUGGUACCUUCCAUCCAGGAACCGGGAAAUAAAAGCCUUCUGAAGUCUGCUGUCUCAGAACCAAAAAGAAGUCAUAGGACAUCCAUCAGCUCGGAACAGUUAAGAGUAAACAACUAUUACUUGUGCCAAAAUGAGCAGACUAUAUAA
Molecule: messenger RNA, 1035 nt
Organism: Charadrius vociferus (killdeer)
Lineage: Eukaryota; Metazoa; Chordata; Aves; Charadriiformes; Charadriidae
Gene: STK33
Product: serine/threonine kinase 33
Exons: 11
Biological process (GO): protein phosphorylation
Molecular function (GO): ATP binding; protein kinase activity
Source: RefSeq, a predicted model, not a curated record